Zasmidium cellare ATCC 36951 is the source of this 1542-nucleotide messenger RNA. RefSeq lists its product as uncharacterized. The transcript is spliced from 4 exons. The coding region runs from base 1 to 1542 and encodes 513 amino acids. Lineage: Eukaryota; Fungi; Ascomycota; Dothideomycetes; Mycosphaerellales; Mycosphaerellaceae. The record is from RefSeq and is a predicted model, not a curated record. Gene Ontology annotation, molecular function: carbohydrate:proton symporter activity. Gene Ontology annotation, biological process: carbohydrate transport; transmembrane transport. Gene Ontology annotation, cellular component: membrane.
AUGAUCGAACUUCGCGGCGCCAAGCUCGAGCUGGCGCAGAUGCUGCUGGUUGUUUUGCCCUCAUUCAUUCUGUUUGGCUACAAUCAAUCUGGCGUUGGUGGACUCCUCAGUAUUGAGAGCUGGGUCGAGACAUUUCCCCAAAUUGAUACGAUCCAUACUACCGGGAAGCAAAAGUCGGACAACAGCACCGUGCAGGGUGUAAUUGUUGCGACCUGCACACUGGGAGCGUUGUUUGGAUCUUUGGCUUGUUCGUGGAUCGGUGAUCCUCUCGGGCGGCGAAAAACCAUCUUCCUCGCUGCCAUCCUGACUUUCAUCGGCGAGGUUCUCGAGUGUACAAGCUUCCAUCUGGCGCAGUUCACCAUCGGACGGUUCAUCCUCGGCCUUGGUGUUGGAGCCCUAUCGACCACAGUCCCGGUAUGGCAGUCGGAAUGUUCAAGAGCGAAGAACAGAGGACAGCAUGUAGUCAUUGACGGACUUUUCAUCUGCGUGGGAUAUGUCCUGCAAGCUUGGAUCAACCUGGGCUUCUUUCAAAUCAAAACGGGUUCUCUAUCAUGGAGAUUGCCACUGGCAAUCCCGGCAAUCAUAUCCCUGGUCUUGAUUGCAUCGAUCUACAUCAUCCCAGAAUCGCCAAGAUGGCUGGCCAAGAAAGGUUCUUUGGAACAAGCUCGCCAAAGCCUUUCCGCGUUCCGGGGUCAGGGACCUGACAGUUUCGAAGUGUCGAACGAGUUGGCGGCAAUCGAGCUGGCUCUGGAAGAAAUAACGGCUGUCGCGAGGAAACGAGAUUUGUUCAUCAUGGGAGAACACAAGAACUUGUACCGCUUCCUGCUAGCACUCGUCCUCCAGUUCUUCCAGCAAUGGUGUGGCUCCAACCUCAUCAGCUCGUACAGCACGACUAUCUUCGAGGAAGGCCUGGGCAUGGACAGCCAGACGGCACGGAUCUUGUCCGGUGGAUGUCUGACUUGGAAGUUCUUGUCCUCAUUCGUGGCCUUCGCAACCAUCGACCGCUUCGGACGACGAAAGCUCUUCAUGUUCAGCGGCGUCGGCAUGUCGCUCUGCAUGGCCGCCCUCGCCAUUACCAACAGCAUGCCGAAGAGCAACCAUUCGGCCCAGAUUGCGUCGGUCUUCUUCGUUUUCUUCUUCAACUUCUUCGUGCCCAUCGGAUUCCUGGGAUGCAACUACCUCUACGUUACAGAAAUUGCUCCUGCGAGGUUGAGGAUGCCGAUGACUUCGUUCUCGACCGCAAACCAUUGGCUUUGGAACUUCGCCGUUCUCAUGAUCACUCCCGUCGCAAUGGACAGCCUGGGCUAUCAGUACUAUAUCGUUUAUGCCGUUCUCGGCGGCUGCAUACCUUUGCUCGUUUUCUUCUUCUACCCGGAGACGAUGGGCCGAUCGCUCGAACAGAUGGACGAGCUUUUCCAGCAGCACUCUACGAUCCCAGCGAUUGUCAAAGCCUCACUGAAACCACCAGUCAGUGACUUGGAGCAUUUGACUAUCAAGGCCGAGCGCAAGGAGAAAGAGCUCCAGAUCGAGGAGAAGGCGUAA